Messenger RNA from Papaver somniferum (opium poppy), 2346 nucleotides. RefSeq lists its product as uncharacterized. Bases 1 to 2346 code for a protein of 781 amino acids. The record is from RefSeq and is a predicted model, not a curated record. Gene Ontology annotation, molecular function: RNA-DNA hybrid ribonuclease activity; nucleic acid binding. The transcript has 2 exons. NCBI's taxonomy places the organism in Eukaryota, Viridiplantae, Streptophyta, Magnoliopsida, Ranunculales, Papaveraceae.
AUGGAGGAUGAUUCAGGUACUCUGAUAACUAACAACAAUGAGAUUGCUUCUAAUCUUAUCAAUUAUUUCUCAAGCAAAUUCAAACAACAGUCUGUAGAAAUUUCUGAUACCAUAUUAAGUGCUACUCCUCAGGUUAUUAAUGAUGAUGAUAAUGCUUUAUUGGAAAGCAUUCCUUCUAGAGAGGAAAUUAGAAAUGCAGUUUUUGAAUUAAAUCAAGAUGGAUCCUCUGGUCCAGAUGGAUUCACUGGAAUUUUUUAUAGAUUUGCUUGGGAUAUUAUUCAAGAAGAUUUGGUUGAAGCAAUAAAAUACUGCUGGCAAUAUCAAGUGAUUCCUCCUGGAGUUAAUUCAAACUUUCUCGUGCUUCUUCCUAAAGUUAAAGGUGCUAAAAGGGAUGAUCAGUUUAAACCCAUUGGUUUAAGCAAUGUUUUCUUCAAGAUAUUCACAAAGAUUAUCAUAGUUAGAAUGAGUGAUAUGCUGCACAAAUUGGUAUCUCCUCAACAAUAUAACAUCUUCAUUUUCUGUAAUGGUGGCAAAACAAGUAUUCAACAUCUUAAACACCUAUUAUUUGAAUACCAACAAGCUUCUGGACAAACAGUGAGUGCUGAUAAAAGAAAGUUUUUUGUUGGAGGUACUUCUAUUAUAAGAGGUAAUCAACUUGCUAACCUUAUGAAUAUGAAAUUAUUAUCAUUUCCUGAAAAAUACUUAGGUGUCAUGCUGGUUCAAGGAAGAGUUAAAACUGAACACUUAUGGUCAUUUGUGGAAAUGCUACAAAGAAAACUUGCUGCAUGGAUUUGUAAAUUGUUAACCUUUCAAGCAAGAUUAACUCUUAUAAGAUUUGUAUUAAGUAGCAUUCCUCUGUAUAAUAUGUCUAUUUACAAGUGGCCAAAGAAAGCGAUAAAGGCUUGUGAAAGAAUUAUUCGAAAUUUUCUUUGGAGUGGAAAUGCAGAAGAUAAGAAGUGUGUAACUAUUUCUUGGGAUCAAGUUUGUUAUCAUGUAGAAGAAGGUGGGAUUGGAAUAAGAAAGUUUGAAGAUAUCAACAAAGCAUUAUUGAUGAAACUUUUGUGGAGGAUCUUAAACUCAAAUGAGGAAUGGGCCAGAUUUUUUCUUGCAAAGUACAAAGACAAACAUGACUGUUGGAUUUCAUAUUAUAAACAAUCCUCUGUGUGGCCUGGAAUCAAAUGGAUACUACAGGAUUUCCAUGAGCAUACUAGGUGGAUUGUGGGAAAUGGUGAUCAAAUUUAUGUAUGGAGGGACAAUUGGAUUCUGGAACAAAGCAUCAUCAAACUUUUUCUUGAUAAUGAUUAUAUCAAACAGAAUAUCCAUAUGAAGGUCAGUAACUUGAUUGUAAACAACAAAUGGAUGAUACCUGAGGAAAUGCUUCAAUUUUUCACUACUUCUGACUUUCCAACUAUUGUUCCUGGUAAAGACAAAAUAAUCUGGACUGCAGCUCAAAAUGGUAAGUUUUCUGUGGCUAGUGCUAUUUCUUUCAUCAGAACUGACUUUCCCAAACUUAAAUGGUAUAAACUUAUUUGGAAAAAGUGUAUACAUCCAUCAACUUGUAGUAAUAUUUGGAAGAUUACUAGGGGUGAUUGUGCCACAGAUGAAAAUUUGAAUAAAAGGGGCUUUCAUCUAGUUUCAAGAUGUUACAUUUGUAAUGAAUAUCAAGAUUCCAUGAAUCACCUCUUGUGGGAAUGCAAUUAUGGUCAGAUACUAUGGAAUUGUCUUGGUGGCAUUUUUGCUUUCAAGAAUCCAAAAUCUUUUGAAGACAUUCUAGCUUGCAGUAAACAAAAAAGUACAGUAGUGCAAGAGAUAUGGUUCAUUGUUGCUUUUAAUGUUAUGGUAUAUAUUUGGCUCACAAGGAACAUAGUCUUUUUUGUCAGUGUGGCACAAAAUGUGGUAAAUGCUAAAAGGAGAAUUCUCAUAAUGGUUAAGGAUUGUGAAGUAAGGCUUAAGGGAUAUACAAAUAAUUCUAAUUAUGAUACUUCUAUUAUGCUCUUCUUUGAGAUUAAAUACAAGAAGAUGAAGACUCCAAAAAUUAUUGAAUGCUUCUUUCAUCUGCCUGAGGAGAACUAUAUCUUGUUAUGCUGUGAUGGAGCCUCAAGAGGUAAUCCUGGUAUCUCUGGAUAUGGUUUUGUCAUUAGGGAUUGUUAUGGCCAUUUUAUUGCAGCUGAAAGUGGUGGUCCUGGUAUAACUACAAACUUUUUAGAUGAAGUAAUGGGUACUCUGUGUGCACUAGAAUGGGCAGUCCAACAUAACCAGCUUCAAGUGAUUGUGAAUGCUGAUUCCAAGGAUUCCAUAGAAGUCUUCUCCAACAACAAUCUUCCUUGGUUUGCAUUGUCUAGAUGA